AUGUGUUAUGGUUUAGCUUCUAUUCAUAUUACCAGACUUAAACUGCUGAAACCUAAAGUUCUCAUUCUGGCUGUUGAUUGUGGCCUUUUCCCACCGCCCUCUCCCGCUUGGCUCCGAGGCGGUCGGGCCGGCGGGACCGAGAUACGCAGCGGGCCGGCCGGGGUCCUACGGCGUAAUGCGGCACUCCCCUCAGCACGGCCCGCUCCGCCGCCGCCCCGCGGCCUGCCCUGCCCCUUGCGGGCCCUGGGGAGCGAGGGGAGCUGCGGGGUGGCCCCAGGGGCUGCCCAGCGCUUUGGCAGCCGGGGCUGGGGUGAUGAUGGUCGCCAUCCAAGCAUUUGGAACUUGCGAGGAGCCGCCGGAGCAAUUGUUAGUAUUUCCAUUGCAGCUUCGGCAGAUGCUUCUGUCCCGGAUUGUGCCUUUAGAAGUGUGACACUCGUCGGUGCUGGACACAGCCUGCUUCAGAAGAGGCAUUAUCAGCCUUCAGCCAAGAUGGUGGCGUUUAACUUGAAGGCUUUGGAGAAUUUCCCAUUGCUGAUGUACAUCUUGGCAGCUAAAACAUUGAUUCUUUGCUUAGCAUUUGCUGGAGUUAAAAUGUACCAGAGUAAAAAAAUUGAAGAAAAAUUGAAGAGGGAACGUGAAGAGAAAUUGAAAAGAGAAGCAGAGAAGAAGGGUGAUUAAAGAAUCUCUCAGAUUCUGUGACGCUUGGCAGCUUGCUUGGAUUCCUUUCCUGGGAGAACGAAGGCUUCCUGUAGAUGAAGGAUGUGUCGAAGGAAUAAAACCCUCCGGAGUAACAUUCA
Molecule: messenger RNA, 797 nt
Organism: Meleagris gallopavo (turkey)
Lineage: Eukaryota; Metazoa; Chordata; Aves; Galliformes; Phasianidae
Gene: SMIM11
Product: small integral membrane protein 11
Source: RefSeq, a predicted model, not a curated record